This is a messenger RNA of Cryphonectria parasitica EP155, 1455 nucleotides long. RefSeq names its product basic-leucine zipper transcription factor DNA binding nucleus regulation of transcription, DNA-dependent. Gene Ontology annotation, molecular function: DNA-binding transcription factor activity. The coding region runs from base 1 to 1455 and encodes 484 amino acids. The transcript is spliced from 4 exons. Lineage: Eukaryota; Fungi; Ascomycota; Sordariomycetes; Diaporthales; Cryphonectriaceae. Gene Ontology annotation, biological process: regulation of DNA-templated transcription. The record is from RefSeq and is a predicted model, not a curated record.
AUGGCUUCCGACCCUUACCAAGUGCUUCCCGAGGAGCCACCGGCAUAUGAUCCUUAUGAAUCCCAUUCUGAUGCUUGGGCUACAUCAAGUCACAUUGAGAUCCCGCCGGCCAGGCAGUACCCAAGCACAAGCUCUGCUUUCAGCGCGUCGGCACAUCCGGACGAGGACUGGACCAAAGUGUCAGAUCUCGCCGAGCGCCGCCGGAUACAGAACAGGAUCGCCCAGCGCAACUAUCGAAGAAAGAUCAAGGAGCGCAUGCAGCUCCUAGAAAGGGAAAGUAUCAGAGAGGAAGAAGCAAAAGGCCUCUCACUCGACAAGAAAGAAAACCAAGGUCAUAAUGCAGAGGAUACUACCAAGAACAAGACAGUGGAGAACAGAAGAAAUGGUGAAGAGGCGAUAGGCCUUUCCCCAGACAAACCGAGGGAAUUCGUUGAUACUCUGCGGCUAAGAGUGGUUGAUUACGCCGGUGUCAACUCUCAUAUCUUAGACAGAUUGCGACUCUCUAUUGAAAGCUACAUCGGCGACGAGAUCGAUUGGUGGCCGUUUCCUCCGAUCAAUCGGCUGAAAUCGCCGCAACAGGCGAGACUAUGCUGGAAAUACGGAGGCCAAGACCUGUCGAUUGUUGUGGAUAAGCAUGACGUCCAGGAGUUGGUAAUGCGGCUUCAAGACCACAGUCAAGACUCGAGUAUUCUUCCGAUGGCUCACCCAAGCUCAAUUCCUCCAGAAAGCCUAGACAAGGGGUCUCAUCAAGCCUCGUAUCAGCCAUUAUGGAAGGUACUACUCAAGAGGAUCAUGAAAAUCUCUCACGUCGAUGCCCAGACUACUUCCUCCACGACCAAUCCCACUGGUAAUCCAAGAAUGGAGACGUACUUGUGCGUUGACAAGUGUUGGACUACCGUCAAAAACACGAGAAUGAGUACCAUCCGUAUCAUCGAGGACAUGAAGAGUGAUUACGACUACUUCUGCCACGCACGACAAAUCUUGAGUCAAGCCGAAGGGAACUGGCUCCAGCGGAAGCUCUCAUGGAGGUCAUACACGAGGGUCAACUUACUCGAGGACCUGUGCCGGGACUACCAGUUCGUGCGACUCAAACACCUCAGCCUAGACGUACAGAUGCGGAUAUGUGCCGAGAUCAUACUCAGGGGCAUCCACAAUCCUGCAUGUGGCCACAAUACAACGCAGCUACUUGAUAGCAUACCCAAAUUGUUGGCGCCUCCUGGGCUAGAAAGGAAGCAAUUCGCGUCUGGUUGGGGCUUCUUCUACGCGGGGCAGAGCCUCUGUAUGCAGAAAGUCCUGGGGGCAAGCGGCGUCCUUUUGGCAUUUGGCACUGCCUUUGUACCCUACUGGCUUUCGUCGAUCGACAAACUCGAUCUACAAACUGCUAUGGCACCACUUUCAUUCCUUACAACACUGAUAGGAAUUGGUCUGGCCAUGUUGGCAAUUGCGCAUAACUGA